AUGAAUCCAAGAGGAGAUCUCCUUUCUCAAGUGUUAGGACCUGAUAAUCCUGGUCGGCUGAGGGCAAUGGGUAGAAGCAUGAGUAUGAGUAAGUUAGCUUGUUUCCAAGUGAAAAGUAAGCUUAUGGAUGAAAUGCAAGAGAAGCAAUUUCAUCUGAUACAUAAGAGACAAGAACCUGAAGUUGGUGAAAACUCAGCAGCUGCUAAAAGCGUGAAUAAAAAAUCACAACCCAGAUUUGUGUUGGUUGAUUGGUAUGGAAGUAAUGAAGACGUUGCUACUAGACGCAUUCUUUCAUUUGAUCCUGCAGACUUUGUGAAUGACAUCCCACUUGGCCCUGUUGCUGUUAAGAUUCUGGUUGAGACUGCAAAAAAAGAAGAUGGUUUUCUUUGGAGACCUGCCCCUGCAAUGUUUACAAUUGGGGAAGCUGUUGGGCAUAUAAUUGCAUGGCCUUCAAACAACUGUGUUAUUUCAGAUCAGGACCUGGAACCAGAAGACAUUGCGCCUAGGGCUGCUUCGGCGAAUUCUAUAAACAAAUGCAAACUGUUGGACUGGUCAACAAACGAUGAAGUUGUUGGAGAAGGCCGCUGGCAGUCUAAGGAACCAAAAGCAUUGGUCAACGGUCUCCCUCUCGGACCUAAUGCAGUUAAAGUUUAUGUGGAUGUCGUACAUGCACCUGAAACAUUUCUUUGGAGGCCUACAGCUGAAAAGACAUAUCUUGAGGACUCUUUGAUGUCUUUUGUAGCCUGGACAGCAGGUAGAGUUGUAUAUGAAGAUAGUACAGAUGGAGAAUAUCACAUAUCUCCAUCACGGAAGCUUACACCAUAUGAUAAGGUGGCAACUUCAAAAUCUGCAUCAACAAGUACGAGAACUGCCUCACCAGCAAGUACGAAAUCUCAACAAACAAGUCCACAAGCUUCUCUGAAGAAGCCUCAACCUCCUUCUGAAUCUAAUAUUCAAGGAUCUUUGGUUGCAGUUGGCCGGGAAAAUCAGAAGGUGAAGUUGAUGGACAUUUCUGGAAAGAAGUGUGUUGUUGCUGAAGGGCGUUGGGCUUCAAACAACCCAGAGAAAAAUGUCCAUUUCGUUCCCUUAGGUAACAAUACUGUUAGAGUUUGGAUUGACAUAGUCAAUGUCAAGGAUGCAGCAGUUUGGAGGCCAUGUUCCGAAAUAGAGGCCAUGGAAGAUGCAAUUGGUACAUCCAUUGCAUGGCCAGAGGACAAUGUAAUCUUGUGUUAG
Microthlaspi erraticum is the source of this 1233-nucleotide messenger RNA. The record is from the annotation of a GenBank genome assembly. Lineage: Eukaryota; Viridiplantae; Streptophyta; Magnoliopsida; Brassicales; Brassicaceae.